AAAGGGAAAGGGAAAGGGAGGGAAAAAGUCGUAGUUGUAAUAAUAAAAAUUAUAUAAGAGAAAAAGCGAAAGAGGAGGAGAAGGAAGAAGAAGAAGAAGAAGAAGAUGUAAUAGUAGUAAGUAAGAAAGACGAAAGAGAAGAGAAAAGUGAGAAAUAAGAUGGGGAGUCUAAUGUACCAAGUGAUAUCCUCGGUAGCACUGUUGACGCUGGGAGUGUACCACCUGGUAAACAGCACCCGCAUGUACCUGAAAACGCCACACACGUACGUGGCCAAACCCUUCCACCCAUUCCCAUUCUACCCUCGCCGCCUCCCGCUCUACCUCGCCCUCCUCUUCCUCACCCUCGCCAUCGCCCACCACCUCCUCCUCUCCGCCGACGCCGACCCCCUCGUCAAGGGCGCCACCCCCGUCCACCGCCUCUCCUCCCUCCAGGCCGCCGCCAACCUCUUCCUCUUCCUCAUCCUCGCCCUCUCCCUCCUCCUCUCCGACGCCUCCCCCUCCCUUCUCCCUCUCCCCUCCGACCUCUCCUUCGCCCUCGCCGCCGCCCUCUUCCUCCUCCACGCCUCCCGCGCCUCCGCCCGCGCCGCCCUCCAGACCUCCGCCAUCGAAUCCCACUGCCUAACCAUCGACGGCCGCCUCUCCUCCCUCUCCGCCCUCCUCUCCCUCCUCCUCGCCGCCCUCCCCCGCCUCUUCCCCGCCGACGCCGCCCUCGCCGCCGCCUUCUGCCUCCGCGGCCUCUGGGCCCUCCAGACCGGCCUCUCCCUCUACGCCGACGCCUUCAUCCCCGACGGCUGCCACCGCCUCCUCGACGUCGCCAGCGGCGUCGAGGGAUCCACGCAGUGCGAUCUCGACGACUCCAAGCUCCGCGCCGUCGCGAUCCUCGAUCUCGCGUUUCUCGUCCACGCGAUCUUCGUUCUUCUCCUCGUGCUGCUUAUAUACGCUCUCGUUGCCAGAAGCGUUGGGGUCAGGAGGCUCGGAUCCUAUGAGCCGCUCCCCACCGUGGCUUCUCCUGCGGACCCAAACCACACUCAUAUUCAGAUGAAGGCUUUGACCGGCACCCAGGCUUGAAUCUUUUCACCUCAUUAGUUACUUCUUAUUUUCUUUAUUUAUUUUUCAUAUUUCUCGGCCAUUCUUAUCUGAUCAGAAUGUAGGGAACGACUCUGUGAAUACAACAUAGUAUUCCUGUUUUGCCACUCGGAUGAUUCGUUAUCUAGUUCAAUUUUGUUUUCUUUUUUUUUUUUUUAAUUUCCUAAAAGCCCUUUCGUUUUACCUUUUGGAAUCUAGUUUGGAGGGUGGGUAAAUGGAAAUGAUGAUCACUGUCGUCGAUUUCAUCUGAAAAUUGAGUGAUAAUGAAUGUAGGGUAGGUCAUAGGUGACUGCCUCGCCUUUAUGAAAAAGUGAAAGUCUUGUGUGUCUUGUGAGUGUGGACUUUAGUUUUUAUAUUAUUGAGAUGGUAUUGUCUCAAGAUCACAUAGCUUUGGAUACAAGUUAUUUGAAAGUUUCUCCAAUGGAAAAUAUUUUUAUUUUCGGUA
Messenger RNA from Cajanus cajan (pigeon pea), 1531 nucleotides. RefSeq names its product plant viral-response family protein (DUF716). Lineage: Eukaryota; Viridiplantae; Streptophyta; Magnoliopsida; Fabales; Fabaceae. The record is from RefSeq and is a predicted model, not a curated record.